AUGCCUCCUGUCGAGAAAGAUCCUAACGCUAAUGGUAAACCGUCAGACGACGAGGCAGUCAUUGACAAAGCCAAGAAAGAAUACAACAAGCUCAGAAGCAGAUUCAACUUGGGCAGAAUCAUUCCCAACGUUAUCCUCCCUGCCCUUGUUGGCGCAGCUGUUUGGGCACGCCAACCUUCAGACAAUCAGUUCACAGCACCGCCCGCCGCUCUGCGAAAGUGCCUGGACAGCGUCUGUGCCGGAGCUGAUAACUGUGUCAGGUACCCAGCCAGUGGAGAAAACCGCGAGUACUUCCAGUGGGCGUCGCCCUUUAAUUUGGGACGCAUUGUUCUACCUGCUGCUGUGGUGAGACCCAGUACUGAUGAGCAGGUUUCGGGCUUCGUUCGGUGCGCUGCUGAUAGCAACGUCAAGGUUCAGGCCAGAUCUGGCGGUCACUCAUAUGCCUUAGGUGCUGGAGGGUAUAAUGGCUCUCUCUCUGUUGAUCUGAUCAACUAUCGCUAUGUUACACUCAACAAGACGACUUGGCUCACCACUAUUGGUGGUGGCAGUCUACUUGGUGAUAUUGAUGAUCUACUCGACAAUCAGAAGGGCAACCGCGCGUUUCCUCACGGUAUUUGCCCUGGAGUCGGCAUCGGCGGACACGCGACCAUUGGUGGCCUUGGUCCUUCGUCGCGCAUGUGGGGAGCCACUCUUGACCAUGUCGUUGAGGCAAAAGUUGUUACUGCCAACGGAACUAUCGUAACCGCAAGCGAGGCCAAGUAUCCCGAUCUGUUCUUUGCCAUUCGCGGAGCAGCGGCCGGUUUUGGAAUCGUCACCCAAUUCGUCAUCAAGACUGUUGAGAAGCCGAAAAAGACGUUACACUUCACGCAUCGCACCCCGUACACCAACUCAGAAGGCAUUGUGGAGCAGUUCAAGAGAUGGAGAGAAAUGGUAGCCGAUAAAAAGCUUGACCACCGCAUUGGAACAGAAUUUACCCUUGACCCCGAGGGCUCAAAGAUCACAGCGACUUGGUUCGGAACCAGGCAAGCCUUUGACCAGUCCGGCAUCGCAGAAAGGCUUGGUCUUAAACUCACCCCGGUCGAAUCCAGUUGGGUCAAUACGAAGCGCUGGCAAUACGAGAAUGCAGUGUUGACACUUUCCGACAUCCCAACUGAGUUCUUUUCUCGAAGUCUCGGCUUCACCGCAGACGAUGCGACGUCGUUUAAUGCCACGGAAAGGCUUGUGCAGCUCAUCGCUGCGAAUAAGAGUCAAUCCAAACUCAAGUGGUUCUGCAUCUUCGACGCUACAGGUGGCAAGGUCGCUGAGCCAGCCAUGGAUUCAACAGCAUAUGCCCACCGAGACAAGGUCAUGUUCUACCAGUCUUACCUGUACAACAUAUGGGCACCAUUGACCGCUGAGGAGAAAGGGCUCCUCAAUGGUAUUCACGAGACCAUCGUAGGCGGUAUUCCAACUAGGUCACCCAGCACAUAUCCCGGUUACAUUGACCCGCUUCUCGAGAAUCCGCAGGAGGCUUACUGGGGUCCAAACCUUGAUCGGCUUGAAACGAUCAAAAGAGAGUGGGAUCCCGAGGAUGUCUUUCACAAUCCGCAGAGUGUUCGACCUGCAAAGCUUAAACUGUAG
This is a messenger RNA of Fusarium odoratissimum NRRL 54006, 1620 nucleotides long. RefSeq lists its product as uncharacterized. Bases 1 to 1620 code for a protein of 539 amino acids. The transcript is spliced from 4 exons. NCBI's taxonomy places the organism in Eukaryota, Fungi, Ascomycota, Sordariomycetes, Hypocreales, Nectriaceae. Gene Ontology annotation, molecular function: oxidoreductase activity; FAD binding. The record is from RefSeq and is a predicted model, not a curated record.